Messenger RNA from Balearica regulorum gibbericeps (East African grey crowned-crane), 1631 nucleotides. Lineage: Eukaryota; Metazoa; Chordata; Aves; Gruiformes; Gruidae. The record is from RefSeq and is a predicted model, not a curated record.
AUGCGCAGCAAAACGUUCUGGGUAAUCUUGAUUCCUCUCACGUCACAGGAUUUCAAAGGGAUGUCAGAGGACAACGCGCAGAGAUACGUGGGCCUGUGGCACAUUCUGAGCCCGCAGACGGAAAAACGGAGGCGGGGAGACGCGCAGAAGCAUAGGUGCCUGGCUCGUCUGGAAAGCGGUGCUGAACUCAAGGACCUGGGGCUUUUGGGGAAAAAGGGCCGCAGAGAUCUGCCGUGGGCAGCUUUGCUGUGCUCAGCGAAAGCGCCUGCAAGGCGGGAGGGACUUGAGCGGAGCCUGCCUCCCCCGGAGAGGCCUUUGGCCUGGGCAGGAGCUAGCUGCAGCCGCUCUCCCCGACCCUCCGCCGGGCGCCUGGCCAAGGGAAAGGUGCGGCCGGGCCUCCUGGCCCGCCUGCGGGUGGAGAGAGCCUGUCGCUGGGAGGCGGAAAGAAAGCUGCCUUCCAGGCCAUGGGGGUCAGGCACCCGAAAGGACAGCUUGGCCGGUAGUCGCUCUUCCAAAACCUUCAAACCAAAGAAGAAUAUUCCAGAGGGGUCUCACCAGUACGAGCUGCUAAAACAUGCCGAAGCCACGCUUGGAAGCGGUAAUCUCCGGAUGGCUGUUAUGCUUCCAGAGGGUGAAGACUUAAACGAAUGGGUUGCAGUUAACACUGUCGACUUCUUCAACCAGAUCAAUAUGCUGUAUGGAACCAUUACGGACUUCUGCACAGAGGAGAGCUGCCCUGUGAUGUCUGCUGGCCCAAAAUAUGAGUACCACUGGGCAGACGGGACAAACAUAAAGAAACCAAUUAAGUGCUCUGCACCAAAGUACAUUGAUUACCUGAUGACUUGGGUCCAGGAUCAGCUGGAUGAUGAAACGCUAUUUCCUUCUAAAAUAGGUGUACCGUUCCCAAAGAAUUUCAUGUCAGUGGCAAAGACAAUUUUAAAGCGUCUCUUCAGAGUUUAUGCUCACAUUUAUCACCAGCACUUUGAUCCAGUGAUCCAGCUACAGGAAGAGGCACACCUUAACACUUCUUUCAAGCACUUUAUAUUUUUUGUUCAGGAAUUCAACCUUAUUGAUAGAAGAGAACUUGCACCGCUUCAAGAACUGAUUGAAAAACUCACCUCUAAGGACAGAUAAAAGGAAGAGGAUUUCUUGAAGUCACUUGUUUCUUUAAGCAAGCGUGUGGUAUUUGUUUUUUGUUCGUUUGUUUUUUUUAAAAAACAAAAACCUGUGCUGUUACUAAUGACAGCCAAGAUCUACUUUCUGUGCUUUUAUUAGGGGAAAUCUUAUCUGUUAGUGACACGUGGCAAAUAGCUUUUUUUUUUUUUUUUCUGAUUGUUGUUACUCAUUGUGGAAUUUUAGCAGGUGCUGAGCAUUUAUAAAUGAAAUGUGCUUGGUUGGGGGAUUGACUCUGCUGGUGGAUGGGUUCUUGUAUUGUGUCAGUGGUUGCCCAUUCUCAUGAAGUCCCUAGAAGACUUGCUUACGUUUUCUAAGUGCCUUGGCAGACUCACUUCUGAGGUGCAAAGCACAUACAAUACUGAACAUUGCUGGAAACAGGAAAUAUGAACUAACACCCAGGACACUUACUGAUACUUGUUUUAGAAAUAUAUAUAUAUAUGCUUACACUAAAAAAA